AAUUGUACAACGGUUUCAUGAUGCGCUCGACUCUUCCACAACUGAACAUGACAGCAAUGUGAUAUCGUAUGCUAAACUUGUCAAAAAACUCCGACGAAGCUCCUGUUGUUUCAACAUCUAUACAUGAAGCUUGUUACACCAAUCCCUCUAAUACAAUAGUCUAGUGUAUUGUGAGAUGCAUCCCUCCAAUACAAUAAUCUAAUGUAUUGUGAGAUGCAUCCCUCCAAUACAAUAAUCUAGUGUAUUGUGAGAUGCACCCCUCCAAUACAAUAGUCUAAUGUAUUGUGAGAUGCAUCCCUCCAAUACAAUAGUCUAGUGUACUGUGAGAUGCAUCCCUCCAAUACAAUAGUCUAGUGUAUUGUGAGAUGCAUCCCUCCAAUACAAUAGUCCAGUGUAUUGUGAGACAUAGACAAACAAGGCUAUCAUUUGCUCACGUGCAAAUUUGGAGGAGGUUCAAUAUUCAGGCAUGACCGUUACCUGGACAACUACUACAACAUGUUGCGGGAAGUAGGCUUCCAUUGCCGUAAAGAACUGACAGCUCAAUUCCAAAACAAGCAACGCCCAGACAUAGCUGUCUAUGAUUUUCAUGAGGGCAAGAAAUUAUUGUUAGACAUUACAAUAACACACCCUUGGGCACAAAGUAACAUCUCAGGGAGCAGCACUAUGGCAGGAUUUGCAGCAGUGGAAAAAGAAAAACAAAAGGACAAGAAAUACAGAGAAACUGCCGAAUCCCUAGGACACAUCUUUCGCCCAAUCGCAAUUGAGGCUUUCGAACGCUGGGGCCCCAAGGCUGAAGAGCUACUGACAGAGACGAGCAAGAUGGCACCCAUGCAAUUGGACAUGCCAGUGGGCCAAUUCAAAGCACAGUGGUCACGUCAUUUGUCGGUGACACUUCAACGACUAAAUUCGGACAUAAUCAAUAAACGGGCAUUGACAAUUGUUGGCAAGAAGGAGUCUGGUACCAGUGGGCCAGCUAACCUCGCCAAACAAGAAUUUAGUUUUGACUUUUCAUAAAUUUAUGUUUGUGUGUGUGUGUGUGUGUGUGUGUGUGUGUGUGUGUGUGUGUGUGUGUGUGUGCUUGGUUGCAUUGUAGUUUGUAUUGUAGUUUGCAUUGUAGUUUGCAUUUUAGUUUGUGUCGUAGUUUGCUUGUAAUUUGCCUUGUGCUUUUGAUGACAGUUCUGAAAAAUAUAUAUAUUGUGAGAUGCAUCCCUCCAAUACAAUUGCACAUGUAAACAAAAUUUAUGCAUUAAAUUUAAUAAUUAAGAUCAAAAUUGAAAUAAAAAUUGAAAAAACAAAUCAAAAAUUCUAAUUGGAACAAAAACAGAAACACAGUAAAACUACAUGUUGAAAAUAUAAAAAUAUUUUGUAUCAGUACAAAGAUUUUUUAAAGCCAAUUAAAUCAAAAUCAAAAAUAGAAUACAAUUUG
Messenger RNA from Corticium candelabrum, 1426 nucleotides. RefSeq lists its product as uncharacterized. Bases 496 to 1014 code for a protein of 172 amino acids. The transcript has a single exon. The record is from RefSeq and is a predicted model, not a curated record. Lineage: Eukaryota; Metazoa; Porifera; Homoscleromorpha; Homosclerophorida; Plakinidae.